This is a messenger RNA of Peromyscus maniculatus bairdii (prairie deer mouse), 4279 nucleotides long. It is a transcript of the gene Trpc1, whose product is annotated as transient receptor potential cation channel subfamily C member 1. Gene Ontology annotation, molecular function: protein binding; store-operated calcium channel activity; inositol 1,4,5 trisphosphate binding. The record is from RefSeq and is a predicted model, not a curated record. NCBI's taxonomy places the organism in Eukaryota, Metazoa, Chordata, Mammalia, Rodentia, Cricetidae. Gene Ontology annotation, biological process: regulation of cytosolic calcium ion concentration; calcium ion transmembrane transport. Gene Ontology annotation, cellular component: cation channel complex; plasma membrane.
CGGGGCCGCGCCGGCGCGGCCACCAACCUGGGGCUGUCCGUGGAGGGCGAGUGCUGGUUCCGGGGAGAGGCGACGCCCUUCGGGGCCAACGGGCCGCACGCCGAUGUGGCCGUGGGAACGACUCACCCGUUUUCCAGCUCUGGGGCGGGGCUGGGGUCGGGGUCGGCGCCCAUGGGGGCCCCGCCUCCGUCCCCUGGCCUGCCCCCGUCGUGGGCCGCGAUGAUGGCGGCCCUGUACCCGAGCACGGACCUCUCGGGCGUCUCCUCCUCCUCCCUGCCUUCCUCCCCAUCCUCCUCGUCGCCCAACGAAGUGAUGGCGCUGAAGGAUGUGCGGGAGGUGAAGGAGGAGAACACCCUGAAUGAGAAGCUUUUCUUGCUGGCGUGCGACAAGGGUGACUAUUAUAUGGUUAAAAAGAUUUUGGAGGAAAACAGUUCAGGUGACUUGAACAUAAAUUGCGUAGAUGUGCUUGGGAGAAAUGCUGUUACCAUAACUAUUGAAAACGAAAGCUUGGAUAUACUGCAGCUGCUUUUGGACUACGGUUGUCAGUCCGCAGAUGCACUUUUGGUGGCAAUCGACUCUGAAGUAGUGGGAGCUGUUGAUAUACUACUUAAUCAUCGACCAAAACGAUCAUCAAGACCAACUAUAGUAAAACUUAUGGAACGAAUUCAGAAUCCCGAAUAUUCCACAACGAUGGAUGUUGCGCCUGUCAUUUUAGCGGCUCAUCGUAACAACUAUGAGAUUCUGACAAUGCUUUUAAAGCAGGACGUGUCUUUGCCCAAGCCCCAUGCAGUUGGCUGUGAAUGCACGCUGUGUUCUGCAAAGAACAAAAAGGACAGCCUCAGACAUUCCAGGUUUCGUCUUGAUAUCUAUAGAUGUCUGGCCAGCCCAGCUCUAAUAAUGCUAACAGAGGAGGACCCGAUCCUGAGAGCCUUUGAACUUAGUGCUGACUUAAAGGAACUCAGCCUCGUGGAGGUGGAAUUCAGGAAUGAUUAUGAAGAGCUAGCCCGUCAGUGCAAGAUGUUUGCUAAAGAUCUGCUUGCACAAGCCAGGAAUUCUCGUGAACUGGAAGUUAUCCUAAACCAUACAUCUAGCGAUGAGCCUCUUGACAAACGGGGACUACUAGAAGAAAGAAUGAAUUUAAGUCGUCUAAAACUUGCAAUCAAAUAUAACCAAAAGGAGUUUGUCUCUCAGUCAAAUUGCCAGCAGUUCCUGAACACCGUUUGGUUUGGACAGAUGUCAGGUUACCGCCGUAAGCCCACCUGUAAGAAGAUAAUGACUGUUUUGACAGUUGGCAUCUUCUGGCCAGUUUUGUCACUGUGUUAUUUGAUAGCUCCCAAAUCUCAAUUUGGCAGGAUCAUUCACACACCUUUUAUGAAAUUCAUUAUUCAUGGAGCAUCAUAUUUCACAUUCUUGCUGUUACUAAAUCUCUACUCACUUGUCUACAAUGAAGACAAGAAAAAUACAAUGGGGCCAGCCCUUGAGAGAAUAGACUACCUUCUCAUACUGUGGAUUAUUGGGAUGAUUUGGUCAGACAUUAAAAGACUCUGGUAUGAAGGGUUAGAAGACUUUUUAGAAGAAUCUCGUAACCAGCUCAGCUUUGUCAUGAAUUCCCUCUACUUGGCAACCUUUGCCCUCAAAGUGGUGGCUCACAACAAGUUUCAUGACUUUGCUGACCGGAAGGACUGGGAUGCAUUCCACCCCACACUUGUAGCAGAAGGGCUUUUUGCAUUUGCUAACGUUCUGAGUUACCUUCGGCUCUUUUUUAUGUAUACAACCAGCUCGAUUUUGGGUCCACUGCAGAUUUCCAUGGGACAGAUGUUACAAGAUUUUGGGAAAUUUCUGGGGAUGUUCCUUCUUGUUCUGUUCUCCUUCACAAUUGGACUGACACAACUCUAUGACAAGGGCUACACCCCCAAAGAGCAGAAGGACUGUGUUGGCAUCUUCUGUGAACAACAAAGCAAUGACACCUUCCACUCGUUCAUUGGCACCUGCUUUGCUUUGUUCUGGUACAUCUUCUCCUUAGCACACGUGGCCAUCUUUGUCACAAGGUUUAGCUAUGGAGAAGAGCUGCAGUCCUUUGUUGGAGCCGUGAUCGUUGGAACUUACAACGUCGUGGUUGUUAUUGUGCUUACGAAGCUGCUAGUGGCCAUGCUUCACAAAAGCUUUCAGUUGAUAGCAAAUCAUGAGGAUAAAGAGUGGAAGUUUGCUCGAGCAAAGCUAUGGCUUAGCUACUUUGAUGACAAGUGUACACUGCCCCCUCCUUUCAACAUUAUUCCUUCACCAAAGACUAUCUGCUACAUGAUCAGUAGCCUCAGUAAGUGGGUUUGCUCUCACACGUCGAAAGGCAAGGUCAAACGGCAGAACAGUUUAAAGGAGUGGAGAAACUUGAAACAAAAGAGAGACGAGAACUACCAGAAGGUGAUGUGCUGUCUGGUGCAUCGUUACCUGACGUCCAUGCGACAGAAGAUGCAGAGCACAGACCAGGCGACCGUGGAGAAUCUCAAUGAACUGCGCCAAGAUCUGUCGAAAUUCCGAAAUGAAAUAAGGGAUUUGCUUGGCUUUCGGACUUCUAAAUAUGCUAUGUUUUAUCCAAGAAAUUAAUCAUUUUCUAAAUCUUGUAGAAAUAAUUUUCCAUAACAAAUCUGAGACUGUAUUUGCAUACCUUACAACUACACUAAUAAGAUAUAUAUGGACAUAAACAAUUACACAAAAGCCAUUCUCUAAAUAUUUAUAGCAUAAAUAUAUGUCAUGUAAAAUAUGUAUAUAGAGUUAGUUUUUUAAAACCUGUCUGUGGCUUUUUGUAGAAGUGAAACAGAACAAGUAAACGGGUUUGUUAGCAUGCAGUUUUUUUUCUUAGUUCGUUAGUGCUUAAAAUUUGUAAUAUUUAAGAGGGGCAGCUAUCAGUGUACACAUUGCCCACUCCCUUUUAUAAAAUGAAGAUCAGCAAAUGCAGCUACCUUAAGAGACACUUGAAAUGUAGAGUUCAUGGUGUUUAAAAUCUCUGGUUUUAGGAGUUCACAUAGAGGUCAGUAUUUAUUGUUUAAGAGUAUAGUUUUAUCUAAAAUACCCUAUUUUUUCUUUUGUUAUAAUCUUAAGCAACAAAGAAAAGUCUCUAAAUAUUUGAAUUUAAGUCGGUCUUGUGGUGCACGGCUUUAAUCCCAGCACUUGGGAGGCAGAGGCAGGUGGAUCUCUGAGUUCAAGGCCAGCCUGGUCUGCAGAGUGAGUUCUAGGACAGCCAGGGCUACACAGAGAAACCCUGUCUCGAAAAACAAAACAUUAUUUAGUUCUAUCAGUCUAAAUUUACCUUGUUUUUUGUUGUGUAUUAUAUUUACUCUUACAUGGUUAUAAUAAUUUUAUAUUUUUUAUUUUGUUUUUUGACUUACUAUUUUAAAUAUAGUUCUCUGUAUUGAUGUAGUUCACAUAUUUAAAUAUUUAUAGAAUUCUGUGAUUUUUGAAAAAUAGUAGACAUCUUUUAGCCAUAGAAUAUUUGUUCAUAUUUAUGCAUUUGCAAAGUUACUUCUCUAGGCAUUUGGUUAGUUUUAACUUUUUCUUCUAACUUUUCAGGUUUGAGUAAGUUACAAAGUAUAAGCUGCUUGCUUUCAUGUGUGGUCACAGUGGGCUUGGCUGGAGAGCAUCAGGGGCUUUGAAAAAAGCUGCUUUAAGUUCAAAUGAAGGUUCUUGAGCUCUCUUUCGAAGUGUUUACCUUCUAGAAAAGUGACUUCGUGCUUGCUGCUUGAGAUGUAAAGCAUUGUUUUUCAGUUUGAAAAUAAAAGGUAUAUCUGACCUAUUCUGGUGUUGAUGUAAGGGUGUAGCUGAAGCUUUCCCAGCCAUUGCAUCGGCUCUUGCAGCAUGUUCACUGAGGAAUACACGUUUACUUUCUUAGCUGAAUCUCAGUUGGCAUUGAGGGCGCACAGGGUGCAGGCAGCCCUUGGCCCGUGAGCACCACCUACCCAGGGGGCGUCUGAGUAAUCUAGUGUUAGGUUUCAUCUUGCUUUUCACAUUUGUUUUUGAUGUUCAAGUUUAAGUCUUCCCUCUUUCGGGCAAAUUCUUAUAAAAAUGUUUAUUGUAAAGUUAUAUAUUUUGUCUACAAUGGAAUUAUGCACUUCCCUAUUGGGAUUUUACAUCAGGAUUUUUAGUCAUUCUAAAAAAUAUACUUAAUUAUUAAAAAAAAUCUAUAGAGUGCCUAUUGUGUGCAUGAAUUACUGAUGAGGUAUAUUUUGAAUGACAGCAUAUUGUAAGAAAAAAGGUGAAUAAAAUUUGGUAUUAGAUUAUAAAUUGA